CAAUGCGCGCGCCCCCCUAGAUGCCAAACUGCUGGCCGCUCCGGCGACCUGCUUUCUGUGCUGCUGCACUGAAACUGAAAUUCUGGAGGAGGCUUCCAGACUCUGCUGUGGUGCGGUUGUAGGACGUGAAGCUUACGGCCUCUGUGUGCCUCACAUGUGGACUGGAGACUCAGGCCUCACUCACUUCGGUCCCUCAACACCAGAACCAUCAACAAAUGUUUGUUGGAUAGAGACAAAUAAAGAGGUUGGAAAGGAGAGAAGCCUUUUUGACUUGUUUCAGUUGUUCCCGCCUACUCCAUCUUCUUCCAGUUCCAACAGUCAUGGAGAAGCGCCUUCAGGAAGCCCAGCUAUACAAGGAGGAAGGAAACCAGCGCUACCGGGAAGGGAAGUACCGAGAUGCUGUGAAGAGGUACCAUCGUGCCCUUCUUCAGCUGCGGGGUCUGGACCCAAGUCUGCCUUCCCCUAUACCCAACCUGGGACCUCAGGGCCCAGCUCUCACACCGGAGCAAGAAAAUAUACUGCACACCGUCCAGACCGACUGCUACAACAACCUAGCUGCCUGUCUCCUCCAGAUGGAGCCAGUGAACUAUGAACGAGUGAGGGAAUACAGUCAGAAAGUCCUAGAACGACAACCUGACAACGCCAAGGCCCUGUAUCGGGCUGGGGUGGCCUUCUUCCACCUGCAAGACUAUGACCAGGCUCGACACUACCUGCUGGCUGCUGUCAACAGGCAACCGAAAGAUGCUAAUGUUCGGAGGUACCUCCAGCUGACGCAGUCAGAACUCAGCAGCUACCACAGGAAAGAGAAACAGCUGUACCUGGGCAUGUUUGGUUAAAGAAGAAGAGAGAUGCUUCUCGAUUUGAACUCAAGUGGACAAGUAAAGACCCAUCAAGGGAAAUCUGAGCCUCAGCAAGAGAAACUCAGCCUUACUCUGACCAGGUGGAUUUCCGUUUUGUUUCCUGCUCUGCACCAUUUAUGGUCUGUCCCCAGUGUAUCUGUUUGGCUUACAGUUCAUAUGAUUUGCCUUGAGAAACAGACUACAGAACAUUCAUCGACUGUGGGUGGAGUCAACUGUAUCUGUGGCAUAGGUCUAAUGGGCUGUUGUUAGAUUUUUAUCAGAUACAGAGGAGAGGGUCAGUGAAGCUGAGACAGUAAGGACAGGCAGAAAGGACCCUUCUGCUGCUUCUUCAGAUGCCUUUGUUGCUCCUAGUGGGAUGGAGAUAUAUAUUUUCCCCGCCCCCGAAACAAGAUAAUUAUAAAUUGAGCCCAGUGGGCUGGAGAGGUGGCUCAGUGGUUAAGAGGGCUGACUGCUCUUCUAGAGGUCCUGAGUAAGUUCAAAUCCCAGCACCCACAUGGCGGCUCACAACCAUUUGUAACGAGAUCUGAUGCCCUCUUCUGAUGUGUGUCUGAAGACAGCAACAGUGUACUUAUAUAUAAUAAAUAAUUCUUUAAUAAAUAAAUAAAUAAAGCCCAAGUAUAUUUACAUUAAAGAUUUGAAAUUAAUCAUUUUAGGGCUAAGACUGUAGCACAGAGGUAGACUGCUUCCCUAGCAUGUAUAAGACCCUGGGUUUGAUUUCCCAGGCCUGUAAAACUAACUAUAUAACAAGAAAUGAGUCAAACUUUGCUAUUUCAAUUUCUUAUACUCUUAAUAUUCAGAUUAUUUUCCCCCACACAAGUAUCUUCUUUCUAGGCAGUCAUGAUGUCCAUGCCUAUAGUCCCAGCACUUAGGAGUCUAAACCAUGACAGUCAUAAAAUGAAGACCAGCCAGAUUUUAUCUCAAAAUUAAAGGGCUGGAGAUAACAGUUCUGUGGCAAAACCCUGGGUUUCAUCCCCUUUCUGGUUUUUGGUUUGCUUUGUUCUCUCCUGGUAAUUUCUAUUCCUUGCUAUUACUUGUACUCAGAUCAUUGACAUAAUACAACGUAUUUGUCAGUAAUCUAUUCUUUUUUUGAAACUGCUGGAAUGAAUGCCUGGGGUACAUGAAAUUCUGUUUUUAGCUUCUGGAAUCAAGCCCUUAAAUAGUUAAGAAUAUUUACUAACUCUGUCCUUGUGCUGCUAAGCUUUCUGUGGGGGUGUGUGUGCAUGAUGCCGGAGUUUAAACCCACCUUGCACAUGCUGACCAAGCACCCUUUUUUCAAGCUACACAGCUAGUCCCACAGUAUUUGUUUUUGUAUUUCAGAAAGAGUUUCUCUGUGUAGCUUUGGCUGAUCAUGUCUUAAUAUUUAAUAGAGACAUUUCUAAAGUGUGUCCACUUUUCUGAAAUGCAUUACUUCAUCUUCUUUAAAGUGUACCAUAAUAAAGCAUGACAGAACCUGUUUCCUCUUCAGCUGUCACUCUGUCUGUGAGGAGCUCAGGACCUCACAGAGGAAAGUAAGUACAAGGAAAGAAGUUUAUUGUUUAGUGUCUUGGAAGCACCUGAUAGAACCCUGAAGAAGCUAUGUUACUCACGGGUGCAAAUCUAGGGUUGUCCUGCCUCUGUGGCAUUCAUCUACUGGUGGCUGGUUUGUCAUUCUGUUUACUCUGGAUCCUGUUUAUGUCAUUAUCAAUUAGUAGCUAAGACCAUGUAAUAGGCCUCCACCUUUGUAAGUAGAGCUAAUAAGCAUGUGUCUCUAGCCAUCAUAUAAUCAUAAACUAAAUGUUUCUUGGGGUAGGAUCAACUACUUUAUUAAUAACACCUAAAACUCUACUAAUAUUCUACACUUCUUUGUUCCUCCCCAUAAUUUAUUUUUUUAAGAUUUAUUUAUUUAUGUAUAUGAGUACACUGUCACUGUCUUCAGACACACCAGAAGUAGGCAUCGGAUCCCAUUACAGAUGGUUGUGAGCCACCAUGUGGUUGCUGGGAAUUGAACUCGGGACCUCUGGAAGAGCAGGCAGUGCUCUUAACUGCUGAGCUAUCUCUCCAGCUCCCUCCCCAUAAUUUAAAUAAUCCAACAAGACACAACAAAAAGAUUUCUACCAAAUCUGAAAAAAAUCCAAAGACAGAACUAAGUAGAAUAUUUUAUCUUCCAAACUUCUUAAACUGCUAAGGUUAGCAUAUGUCUGUAAUCUCAGCUCUCAGAAGGCUGAGGCAGGAGGAUUGCUAUAAGGCCAGUCUGGGCUAUAUACUGAAUUCCAAACUAGCCAGGACUACCCAGCAAGAUCAUGUCUUAAAAACUCAGAUGGAUUAAAAUCCCUAUACUGGUUUGACAACAUUUUGUCAUAGUGAAUCCUGUCACAUUAAGUUAGAAACCCUCUUGAAGUUUCUGCUCAGUAAUUUUCCUUGUAUAAAUCUCAACACUACCCCUCAAUUAUAAAUAUCUACUUGUCUAGUUGGGAGUCAGGUCCAAUCUCUGUGUCCCACUGUAAAACCUGGUUGUUAUAGUUCCUAUGCCAUGACUCUGCCCCUGAAUAGUCUGUUUCCCAUGCUUUUAAAAACUAAAAUCAUUGUCAUCUUGCAUGUUUCACUUCUUCAGAGAUGGUUUUGCUUCCUGAUUGUUGUGUAAAAAUUUGAUGUUAAAGGAAGCUGUCUACUGCAUCAAUGUGGAAGAAAUAAAACUGAUAUUCACAAAUGCA
Apodemus sylvaticus (European woodmouse) is the source of this 3550-nucleotide messenger RNA. It is a transcript of the gene Ttc9c, whose product is annotated as tetratricopeptide repeat domain 9C. The transcript is spliced from 4 exons. NCBI's taxonomy places the organism in Eukaryota, Metazoa, Chordata, Mammalia, Rodentia, Muridae. The coding region runs from base 321 to 836 and encodes 171 amino acids. The record is from RefSeq and is a predicted model, not a curated record. Gene Ontology annotation, molecular function: protein binding.